Molecule: messenger RNA, 923 nt
Organism: Oryza brachyantha (malo sina)
Lineage: Eukaryota; Viridiplantae; Streptophyta; Magnoliopsida; Poales; Poaceae
Exons: 1
Coding region: 62-709 (215 amino acids)
Source: RefSeq, a predicted model, not a curated record
UCUCGCAUAUAAUUUCCUCGCAAACAUCUCAGGUGGCGGCAGCAGCAGCAGCUCGACAUCCAUGGCGUUGCUCAGAGCUCUCCGCGGCAAGCUGCGGUUGCGCGGGAACUCGUCUCAGUCGUGCACCGGCUCGCUCUUGCUGCCAGUCUCUGCUGUCGCCAUGCUCCUGUGCGCCACCGAUUUGUCAAGGGUGGUCGUCUUCUUCCUGCCGCUCGUGGCGUCCACCUCCAUGUGCUGCGCGGCGGCGUACCUGCUCGUCCCCGCGCCACCGGAGUCCGAUGGCGGCGGCGGCGCCGCGGCGAAGGAGGUGGUGCUCGUGCGCGGCGGCAGGGCGGAGGUCGGGGUGCUGCAGGUGUUCGACGGCGCGAACGCCACCGUGUACGGCGGGGACGCCGGCGACGUCACGACGGUGGGCUGCUUCUUGCACUACAGGCCCGGGGGCGGCGCAGCCGGUGGCGGAGGGUGGACGAAGCGCGGCGUCGACGAGGACGGGGAGGAGGUGGUGUUCGCCGGCAGGCUGGCUGCCGUCGUCGGCCAGGACGACGACGGCGCCCGCGAGCUCGAGGAGGAGCUCGCCGCGAUGCGGGUGGACCGGCUGGCCGAGGGCGUGUGGGACAGCUACUUCGGCGGGUGGUCGAGGUGGAACUACGUGACGGAUGCGUACAACGACGACGACGACGACGACGCCAACAUCACUCUCAGCUCUUGAAAACUUGAAGCUAAUGUAUAAGUAGCUGGGCAUGAUCAGAUUAACUAAUUUGGGAGCUAAUUUGAAUUCUGAUGCAGCAUACUUUAUAUGUUUAAUCUUAUAAAAAAAUAUUGUCUCGGAUGAUAGUUUUACUCAUGAAGCUCGAUCCAUAAUAAACAAUACGGUGAACUGAAAAUUGAUACCUUAACAGUGUAAUUAACGGUCCCGUUAGCUU